AUGGAAAAUACGGCAAAACAGCCACUUGCACACUUUCUAGAAAACAGGAACUUCCCAGCGAGCAAAAAGUGCCAGAAAAAGAAAAGACAGAGCACAGCAGAAGAACAGCCAAAGGACAGCUUGAUUAUUGUAGACGGCAAAGUAGUAAUGAACGAAGGAAAUGCUGGCUCAAAAGCAGAGGUCAUAGAAGACCGAAUUACCGCAUUUUCAUACGGAAGACAGCACAGUGCCAGAAGUAGAUGGACAAAAGAAGAGACAAUUCUCUUCUACAGGGCGCUCUCUUUGUGCGGUACUGAUUUUACGUUGCUGGAGAGAGUGUUUACAGAUAAAACAAGAAAGCAAAUAAAAAACAAAUUCACAAAUGAAGAAAAAACACAGCCCGAAAGAAUCAGCCAAGUCCUCCUGCUCCCAAAGAAGUUCAAAAGAGAAGACUUGGAAGCCCUAAAAAAAGAGUACACAGAAGUAAAACAAAUAUAG
This is a messenger RNA of Nematocida minor, 477 nucleotides long. RefSeq lists its product as uncharacterized. Bases 1 to 477 code for a protein of 158 amino acids. The record is from RefSeq and is a predicted model, not a curated record. The transcript has a single exon. Gene Ontology annotation, molecular function: TFIIIC-class transcription factor complex binding. Lineage: Eukaryota; Fungi; Microsporidia. Gene Ontology annotation, biological process: RNA polymerase III preinitiation complex assembly. Gene Ontology annotation, cellular component: transcription factor TFIIIB complex.